AUGAGUUUGGCAUUCCACCCCCUGGAUGGAAUCCUGCAGGCGCUACCGCACGUGCUAGCACUCUUCGUCGUGCCAGUUCAGUUCAGAAUGCAUAUUUUCCUCGUAUUUGUAGAGGGCAUAUGGACCGCCAACAUCCACGACUGCAUCAACGCAAAGCUGUGGCCUGUGAUGGGUGCCGGCUACCACACGAUUCACCACACCACCUACCGCCACAACUACGGCCACUUUACGAUAUGGAUGGACUGGAUGUUUGGAACUCUCCGUCAUCCGACGGAGGAAGAGUCCAAAAUGAUGUGA
This is a messenger RNA of Thlaspi arvense, 297 nucleotides long. NCBI's taxonomy places the organism in Eukaryota, Viridiplantae, Streptophyta, Magnoliopsida, Brassicales, Brassicaceae. The record is from the annotation of a GenBank genome assembly.